Striga hermonthica is the source of this 258-nucleotide messenger RNA. Lineage: Eukaryota; Viridiplantae; Streptophyta; Magnoliopsida; Lamiales; Orobanchaceae. The record is from the annotation of a GenBank genome assembly.
AUGGCUCAAUCCAGCAACAGUGCUGCUGGAGUUGACAACACUUUUCGAAGAAAAUUCGACCGAGAAGAAUAUCUGCAACGCGCUCGGGAUCGCGAAUCGAGGGAGGCAGAGGUUCGGACAAAAUCGAAAUCAAUUGGGCCGCCAGUGCAGAGGAAACCAUUGAAGCACAGGGAUUAUGAAGUGGACCUUGAAUCACGCUUGGGAAAGACUCAGGUUGUGACUCCAAUAGCGCCCCUAAGUCAGCAGGUAUUUGCCUAA